UGCAGUAGGAUCUAUUGGGCAAUAGAGUUGUCUUGAAAAGGAAUCCGGCGGUACAGCUCCAAUUGUCGGCUCGCAGAAGAGGAGGCAGGUGACCGUCUAGCAGGCAGAGCCACCUCCGCUUGGCAGUCUGAACGCAAGGCACAUCGGUGGAAAACGACUGUAUAUUAGACCUUUAUUGUCGUAAUAGAUGUUCCAUAUUUAAACUACAUGCCUUAUAAUUUAAUUGUUUAGUUAGUCAGUUCUCCCUCCGAGAUGGAUAGCGCGCACACGAAAUCCGCAUCUGAAGUUUUAGAGAACUUCAGUGUGAACGAAAACACUGGACUCACACUUGAACAAGUGAAAUCUAAUUUUGAAAAAUAUGGACCGAACGAGCUUCCGGCUGAAGAAGGCAAGUCCCUAUGGGAGCUGGUGGUGGAGCAGUUUGAAGAUCUCCUGGUCAGAAUCCUGUUGUUAGCUGCCUGCGUCUCCUUUGUGCUAGCUCUGUUUGAGGAGGGGGAGGAGACCAUCACAGCCUUCGUGGAACCUAUCGUCAUCCUGCUUAUCCUCAUCGCUAACGCUGUGAUCGGAGUCUGGCAGGAGAGGAAUGCGGAGAACGCCAUCGAGGCGCUGAAGGAGUACGAGCCAGAGAUAGCCAAGGUGUACCGCAUGAACCGCAAGGCUGUCCAGAGGGUCAAAGCCCGGGAAAUUGUGCCUGGGGAUGUUGUAGAGAUUGCCGUUGGUGACAAGGUCCCUGCUGACAUCAGGAUCACCUCCAUUAAGUCUACCACCCUAAGAGUGGACCAGUCUAUUCUCACAGGCGAAUCUGUGUCAGUGAUCAAACACACCGACCCCGUCCCUGACCCCAGAGCUGUCAAUCAAGACAAGAAGAACAUGCUGUUUUCUGGCACCAACAUCGCUGCGGGGCGAGCUAUCGGCAUUGUGGUCUCCACUGGUGUAUCCACAGAGAUCGGUAAGAUCAGGAACCAAAUGGCAGCCACAGAGCAGGAGAAGACCCCCCUGCAGCAGAAACUGGACGAGUUCGGAGAGCAGCUGUCCAAGGUCAUCUCCCUGAUCUGCGUGGCCGUCUGGAUCAUUAACAUCGGCCAUUUUAGUGACCCAGUCCACGGGGGGUCCUGGAUGCGGGGGGCCAUCUACUACUUCAAGAUUGCUGUGGCCCUGGCUGUGGCUGCCAUCCCUGAGGGUCUACCUGCUGUGAUCACCACUUGCCUGGCGCUGGGAACCCGUCGCAUGGCCAAGAAGAACGCCAUCGUCCGCAGCCUGCCCUCGGUGGAGACCCUGGGCUGCACCUCCGUCAUCUGCUCCGACAAGACCGGCACCCUCACCACUAACCAGAUGUCUGUCUGCAAGAUGUUUGUGGUGGAGAAGGUGGAGGAUUCCAGCUGUGCUGUCCAUGAGUUCUCUAUAACUGGCUCAACCUACGCCCCAGAAGGACAAGUGCUGAAAGGGGACAAGGUGGUGCAGUGUGGAGAUUAUGAUGGACUUCUGGAGCUGGCCACUGUCUGUUCCAUGUGCAACGAUUCUUCACUGGACUACAAUGAGGUCAAAGGAGUGUAUGAGAAGGUGGGUGAGGCGACAGAGACGGCCCUCACUACCCUGGUGGAGAAGAUGAAUGUGUUCAAGUCUGACUUGUCAGGCCUCAGCAAGGUGGAGCGCGCCGGCGCCUGCAACUCAGUGAUCAGACAGCUGAUGAAGAAAGAGUUUACUCUGGAGUUCUCUCGGGACCGCAAGUCCAUGUCUGUGUACUGUACCCCCACCAACAAAACAGGCUCUGGGUGCAAGAUGUUCAUACAGGGUGCCCCAGAGAGUGUGAUGGAGCGUUGCCAGUACCUGCGUGUUGGCACAGGGAAGGUGGCGCUGACCAUGCCCCUGAAAGAGCAGCUCACCUCCCUGAUCAGGGACUGGGGCACGGGCAGGGACACGCUGAGAUGCCUGGGCAUGGCCACGCGGGACUCGCCACCUAGACAACAGGACAUGGAUCUGGAGAACUCCACCAAGUUUGCUGAGUAUGAGACGGGCCUAACGUUCGUUGGCUGUGUGGGUAUGCUGGACCCGCCCAGGAAGGAGGUGAUUGGUUCCAUCCAGCUGUGCGCCGAGGCGGGCAUCCGUGUUAUCAUGAUCACCGGGGACAACAAGGGCACGGCCGUGGCCAUCUGCCGACGCAUCGGUAUCUUCGGCGAGGAUGAGGAUGUACUGGGCAAGGCCUACACGGGCCGAGAGUUUGAUGACCUGCCCAUAGACUCCCAGAGAGAUGCUGUGAAACGGGCACGGUGCUUUGCCCGCGUGGAGCCUGCCCACAAGUCUAAGAUUGUGGGCUUCCUGCAGUCGUUUGAUGAGAUCACUGCCAUGACUGGUGAUGGGGUGAACGAUGCGCCAGCCCUGAAGAAGGCAGAGAUUGGCAUUGCCAUGGGCUCGGGCACAGCUGUGGCGAAGUCAGCAUCUGAGAUGGUUCUGUCUGACGAUAACUUCUCUACCAUCGUGGCGGCUGUGGAGGAGGGCAGGGCCAUCUACAACAACAUGAAGCAGUUCAUACGAUACCUCAUCUCUUCCAACGUGGGAGAGGUCGUCUGCAUCUUCUUGACGGCCAUCUUGGGUCUUCCUGAGGCUCUGAUCCCGGUCCAGUUGCUGUGGGUCAACCUGGUGACAGAUGGUCUCCCUGCGACUGCCCUGGGCUUCAAUCCCCCAGACCUGGACAUCAUGGACAAGCCGCCCCGCAACCCCAAGGAGCCCCUCAUCUCUGGGUGGCUGUUCUUCAGAUACCUGGCCAUCGGAGGGUAUGUUGGUCUGGGCACGGUGGGUGCUGCCACCUGGUGGUACUUGUUUGAUGAUGAAGGUCCUCACGUGUCCUUCUACCAGCUGAGGCACUUUAUGCAGUGCUCGGAGGACAACCUCAUGUUCCAGGGCAUCGACUGUGAGGUGUUUGAGUCUCGUUUCCCCACCACCAUGGCCCUCUCCGUGCUGGUCACCAUAGAGAUGUUCAACUCCCUCAACAGUCUGUCAGAGAACCAGUCCAUGAUCAGGAUGCCUCCGUGGGUCAACUUCUGGCUGCUGGGAGCAAUCUUCCUCUCCAUGUCCCUCCACUUCCUCAUCCUCUACGUUGAGCCGUUGCCUCUGAUCUUCCAGGUGAUCCCUCUGACCUGGUGCCAGUGGAUCGUGGUCCUCAAGAUAUCAUUUCCUGUCAUCCUAUUGGACGAGGCCCUCAAGUACAUCUCCCGCAACCACUUAGACGACAACGACGACAAGAAGUACAGGAACAGGCAGCUAAAAUAUUAAGACUCUCUCUCUCACACACACACACACACACACACACACAUAUACACAUGUUCACGUAGGCCCAGGAAAGAGUGAUGAAAACUACAGAACACACCCAGGACUUAAAAACGUUCCACUCAUCGCUUUUGACUCUGUACAGUAACAUAGUGGUGCAAUAGGUAGACCAUGGAGAGAGAGAGAGAUGGGUAGGAGGAGAGCGGGGAAUUGUGAUGUCUACACACAGAGAGAGAGAGAGCGAGAGAGAGAGGGGCAUAACCUGGAGGCAACAGACAGACUUGAUGGUACCAACAACAGACAGACACUGACAUGCAGGUGAAGAUACUACCAACGGGCAGUAAAAGGAACCACGCUGCUCGGCCUGAGGUGUCUGCCCACCCCCCCCAUGCCAGAUGUCUGUGGCAGACUGUUCUGGGUGUAUCCAGUACUCAUGUGUCCAUCCCACCCCAUAUGAACCCCUCGGUCUGCAAAGGCUUCUGUCAUUCAGAUCCACAGUAUUGUCAGUGGUCUGUGCUGCUCUGCCAGGGUCAUGGUAGUCAGACCAGCACACUGUAACUACUCUAUUUGAACUGGAUCACCACAUUCCUCUCUUCCUCCUUUUCCUUCCCUCCCUCUUUCUCUUCCUCCUUUUCCUUCCCUCCCUCUUUCUCUUCCUCCUUUUCCUUCCCUCCCUCUUUUACUUCCUCUACAUCCUU
This is a messenger RNA of Oncorhynchus gorbuscha (pink salmon), 3962 nucleotides long. RefSeq names its product ATPase sarcoplasmic/endoplasmic reticulum Ca2+ transporting 3 (gene atp2a3). The coding region runs from base 253 to 3270 and encodes 1005 amino acids. The record is from RefSeq and is a predicted model, not a curated record. Gene Ontology annotation, cellular component: membrane. Gene Ontology annotation, molecular function: P-type calcium transporter activity; ATP binding; ATP hydrolysis activity. NCBI's taxonomy places the organism in Eukaryota, Metazoa, Chordata, Actinopteri, Salmoniformes, Salmonidae. Gene Ontology annotation, biological process: calcium ion transmembrane transport; intracellular calcium ion homeostasis. The transcript is spliced from 23 exons.